UUCGCUUUAACUCGCAGGCGCUGUAUUUCAACAUGGCGACGCCCAGUGAGUUGUCUCUCGAAGAAAUAAGGAAAUAUUUAUUGGAAAACGGUGGCUCCGCUCGCAAUCACGACUUGGUUAAAUAUUUUAAAAAAUUUCUCACCGAUCCCGAAACUCGAGUCGAGUCGAGAAAUCGGUUCAAGGAGUACGUCAAUACCUUAGCUGCCAUUAAAAAUGAGGAUGGUGAAAAAUACCUGGUCCUUAAAAAAAAAUACCGACUCGGGUCGCUUUCACCGUCCGCAUCGUCGUCCUCGUUGAAGGGGUUGGGAUCGCCCGGCGCCUCUGCGACCCCCGUAGAUUUUCCAACCCCGAUUUCAUCUCCGAGAGAACCCCCGCCGUACAGACCUCCGCCUGUGGCAUCGCCAACUUCGAAUUUACCCUCGAACGUAGAUACGGCUAAUCAGAGAUCUGCCGAAGAUUCGGAUCUUCACGAUGAACUCGAGGAGACCGAGGAGGCGCCAUCGAGGAACAGGGAAUAUUCCAGCAUCUCCGAAAACACUUCCGUUUCAUCGCCACCGAUUCCUCCGCGACGAAAAAGUCAGGACAAAUUGCGUGUUGAUAAUAACAAGGAAAAUGUCGUUCCCGAAGCUCCCAUUAAGGAGGACGACGGUCCUGCUUCCGCAACGACAACGACGUCUGCCGAACAACUGAGUGUUCGCGAAAGGAUGCAACGUUUCAACAAGAUGGCUAGCGAGACCGAUCUUCACGGUCGUAUCAACGGUUCGACAACGCCCACUAAGAAACGCUCCGAUAAGGGUACCGACGAUGAUGAUAGAGCUUCGGUUGCCUCGCAAUUGGACGGAAAAUCAAGAGAAUGGCUCGUUCGCGCUGCUCAAGGGGACUAUCAAGCUUUAGCUAAACUGGCAGCCGAGGAACCCCGACUCGCCAGAUUGAGGGAUCCAUCAUCCUAUACCGCAUUGCACUGGGGUGCGAAACACGGAAAUGAGGACAUCGUAAAACUGAUCGCCGGGACACACAAGGACUACAUAAAAGGAGUCAACGAAACUACGAACGGGGGAUACACGCCUCUUCAUAUCGCGAUGCAAUUCGAUCACGAGAAUAUAUUCAAUUUAUUGGUACAAGUUUACGGGGCGAACCAGGAACUCAGGGAUCACAGUGGUAAAAAAGCACGGCAGUAUCUGGCGUCGCAAGAGGCGGCCGUCAGUCAAGACACCUUUCGUAAAAUAAAAGCAAGGAAAAAGCAUGCAGAGAAAGAUCUUGGUUUCCUACGAAUUGGCUCAUUGAACGUCCGCGUGAAACGUACGACGGAAGCCUUCAGUCAAUUUCUGGGUGUGGCGAGUAGCAACGUGACGGCAACAAACGAGAAGAUUCACAAAACCUGGGGAUCCGCAGAUAAUAUUCAAACGGAACACAAAGUAAUGCCACCUCCGAAGUACGCGCCCAUAAAAAAACGGCGAAGCAAACGAGCCCAAGACUUCUCGUCAUCUCGGGAGGGCUCUUUAUCGAAUCAAGUGAAUACCAAUCCUCAACCUCGAGGGCAGAGUCAACUUCCACGAGCCCCUCAUCGCACGUCGCAACAGCAACAAUUGAGAUCAACGGUCGUUAAUUCUGCGACCGCAGUUACAGCCGUAACUCAAAAUGAUUCAGAUUCUGAUAACGCUUGCGGAUUUGAUUCCGCAUGGCGGGGAUCAGCCCUUCUGUGAAUUGAUUCAUAUUCAUUCAUUCCUGUUUUACGUUUAUUUUCAUGUGAAUUUUAGUUUCCUUUUUUAAUGAUAUUCAAGGUAACUUUUUGAUGUUGUUUUUCGGACGUUGCUCCUACGGAAUCUCAAUGAAUCAGAAUAACGUGUGGUGGAAUUUGGCAGAUCUUUACUUAACUAAUAACCGAAUAGUGUAAAAUGAAUGUAGUCUACGAUUAAUCGUCGCACAAUUAUUUGAAUCUCGCUUUUUGCAAACACUGUAUCUUCUGUAAUUUAUUGAAAUACAUAUAUUUGUCUCCUGCAAAAA
Athalia rosae (coleseed sawfly) is the source of this 2004-nucleotide messenger RNA. It is a transcript of the gene sowah, whose product is annotated as ankyrin repeat domain-containing protein SOWAHB. The record is from RefSeq and is a predicted model, not a curated record. Gene Ontology annotation, molecular function: protein binding. The transcript is spliced from 15 exons. Bases 33 to 1703 code for a protein of 556 amino acids. NCBI's taxonomy places the organism in Eukaryota, Metazoa, Arthropoda, Insecta, Hymenoptera, Athaliidae.